AGCAACGUAAUCAUUCGUUCUGGGACGCGUCUGUCACGAUGGAGUCAUCGUGGUCGCCGUUGUUCUCGUCAACGUUUGGACUCGUAUUGGCUACCUUACUAACUAUCGGCGCGUUGAAAGUUAUAGCUCUUGUGCACCAUCAGUACACUUACUGGAGUAAAAGGGGCAUACCUAACGUACGAACAAUUCCGUUUUUGGGAACGUCUUGGAAGGUGUUGCUUCGACGCAUUAGUUUCAUCGACUACAGUAAAUUCACCUACAAUUAUGAUCCAGACGCAAAGUACAUCGGACUGAUGGACAUGGCCACUCCUCUCAUUCUUCUGCGUGACCCCGAGCUGAUCAGGGAUAUUAUGGUGAAAGAUUUUGAAAAUUUUCCGGACCACCGUACCUUUGUGAGUGAAGAGUUAGACCCUUUGUUCGGUAAGAACGUUUUUUCCUUACGCGGAAGUCGCUGGAAAGAAAUGAGGAAUACGUUGAGCCCGUCUUUUACUGCCAGUAAGAUGAAAGCUAUGUUUGAGCUAGUGUCAAAGUGUUCCCGCGAAUUCGCUGAAUAUCUAGUCGAUCAUCCGGAGUUCUGCUCUUCCAUCGAUACGAAGGAGGCCUUCAGACGGUACACCACCGACGUAAUUGCCACGUCGGCUUUCGGCAUAAGUGUGAAUUCCAUGAAGGAUCGGGACAACGAAUUUUUCACGAAAGGAGUGGAGUCUACCAGAUUCGGCAGCUUUACAUCCUUAUUGAAGAUGAUAUUAUUGCGCGCGGUACCGCGUAUAAUGAAGGCGCUAAAAGUGAAUUUCUUCCCGGCAGCUACGUCCCAAUUUUUCAAGAGAAUUGUGGCGGAGACCAUUAAAGUCCGUGAAGAGCAAGGUAUUGUCCGGCCGGACAUGAUCCACUUAUUAAUGCAAGCUCGAAACAGGGAGGGUCCCAGUGUACAUGAAAUGACUCUGGAUGACAUCGUAUCGCAGGCCUUCAUCUUUUUCUUGGCCGGCUUCGACACUUCUGCGACGUUGAUGUGCUUCGUCGCUCAUGAGCUCGCGGUUCAUCGAGACAUUCAGGAUCGUCUGUUUGAAGAGGUGGAGCAGCAUUUCGCCGAGGGAAACGGUGAGAUCUCUUAUGAGUCAGUGUCGAAAAUGGUUUACAUGGAUAUGGUGGUGUCCGAGGCUCUUCGGAAGUAUCCGCCGGUGAUCUUUAUCGACAGACUUUGUGUGAAGAGCUACGAACUACCUCCAACGAAACCAGGUUAUAAGAGCGUGAUUGUCGAGCCCGACUGUAUGACGUGGGCGCCUGUUUACGCGUUGCAUCAUGAUCCUAAGUAUUUUCCGAACCCGUCCAAGUUUGAUCCCGAGAGGUUCAGCGACGUGAACAAGGUCAACAUCGUGCCGUACACUUAUAUGCCCUUCGGCCACGGGCCCAGGAAGUGCAUCGGCAAUCGUUUCGCCCUUAUGGAGACGAAACUUUUGGUGGCUUACCUUCUACACAAUUUCGUCUUCAAGACCACCGAAAAAACCGUCGAGCCCAUUGUGUUUGAUAAAAAGCAGUUCACUUUGCAACCCGAUGGUGGAUUCUGGAUUACAUUGGAGAUGAGGAAAAAGUGACAGUAGACGUAACGCGCGGAACUUACAUAACUCGUGGUUAUCGAUAGAUGGAAUAUUAUGAAUUUAUUAAAGUAGACGCUUAUUGCUGUUAACGGUUUAGCUCCGUAUAAAAGGGAAUAUUGCUACUAUUACAUUCGGACUGUAUUUCGUUUUAUCGUAGAAAAUCAAAACUUUUUUUCUUUAAUAUUAUAAUUAAAUUACUUUAUAUUACAAUAAAAAUCUCUAAUAUUACAAUUUAAUAUUACAAUUAUAAUCUCUAAUAUUACAAUUAUAAUUAUUAGAUUAUUAGGCAUAUAAAGAUAACUUUUUGCACGGGAAAUUUCUAAAGUAUAAUAUUAACACAGUCGCGUAUCUCGCGUAACCGGAAUCUCGCAUAAUCUUACACAGACGUAGACCAAGGACAAAUUUCAGAAUUGAAUAUAUAACAUCGAUUAAAUCAGUUAUUAAAUGUUUGACCUUGCCACGCGCCGCUUACGAUGAGGAUAUUUUGCAUAAGUGAUCGUUGUUCGUUAGACAUGUCUUAUUGUCGGCAAUUUGGUAACAGCUUAUAAUCACGGGAAAAAGAAAAAAUAGAGUAAUUUAGAAAUAUCUAUGUUACUGUAAAGACUAUGUUACUUUAAAGAUAUUAAUUUUAAGUUAAGUGGAUAGAACUUUUAUGUUUUAUUAAUUAAAAUUAGUAGUUUUAUCUUCCCU
Messenger RNA from Dinoponera quadriceps, 2285 nucleotides. RefSeq names its product cytochrome P450 9e2-like. The record is from RefSeq and is a predicted model, not a curated record. The coding region runs from base 39 to 1592 and encodes 517 amino acids. Lineage: Eukaryota; Metazoa; Arthropoda; Insecta; Hymenoptera; Formicidae. The transcript has a single exon. Gene Ontology annotation, molecular function: monooxygenase activity; oxidoreductase activity, acting on paired donors, with incorporation or reduction of molecular oxygen; iron ion binding.